Messenger RNA from Hyaloscypha bicolor E, 1173 nucleotides. RefSeq lists its product as uncharacterized. The transcript is spliced from 4 exons. Bases 1 to 1173 code for a protein of 390 amino acids. The record is from RefSeq and is a predicted model, not a curated record. NCBI's taxonomy places the organism in Eukaryota, Fungi, Ascomycota, Leotiomycetes, Helotiales, Hyaloscyphaceae.
AUGGCCGUGAUGAAGGGUCCUGUGGCCGCUCCCGUCAGCGACAGUACUAGCGCACCUGCUGCUGUCUCCUCACUCUCAUGCGACUGGGCAAGCUCAGCCUCACUCGUGGCACAGAUUCAGGCAGAGAAGCUCAUCGUACCCGACGUCGUAGCACAGUGCGCGAAUGUUUGCCAGGUUGCUUUUAAUUCUACCAGUGCACCUGGUGCAUUGGCAGGUGAAGGAAUCAUAAUCUCGUACUUCAUCCAAGUAGCUCUCGUCUGCCUCUUCGGAGCUCUCUUCCCAAUCCUCAUCUGCCUCUUCAACGUCUUCUCAUGGAAAGUUGCUAUCCGAAGAACCCCACUCCUCCGCAAGCUCCAGAAAUCCGUCUAUGAAAUCAACGCCUUCUUCAGUAUCUCUCUCUUAGUAGCCUCGAUUGUCCGUUGGCGUCAGGCCCCUUCGGUCGUGGAGACUGUCUUGAUCUCCUACGUCGUCUGGACUCAGCUCUUGAUCCUCACCACCAUGCUGUUCGGCCAACUUUCCGAUAACGUGAUGAACAAGGCGAAUUUGACUUGGCACUGGCAGCUUUAUUACUUUGCGAUCUGUAUCGCUCAGCUGGCCACGAGCUGUGUGGUAGAGGUCCCGCACCCAGGCAUCUACCAAGACCUGGCGAAGCAGUGCCACAGUCAAUACGGCUUCACCAAUCUCAGCGCCUUACUUCCGGCAUCCGAGAAAGGAUUGAUGACGUUGAAGUGGGACAUUAUCGGAGCACUGGGCGGUUUGGCGAUUGCUAUCAUCGGUGGGGCCUUUGCCAAAGUGCUUCUGAAAUUUACUCCCGCAUGGCUGAGGAAACACGGCGGGGUCACCUUCCUGAUCACCAUCCUGCUAUUGAACAUUACCUCGGCUGUCGCCAACGCUGUUGUGACUGGAAGCCUUCGUGAUACCCUGAGAGAGCUGAGUGGAGAUCAACUUCCGGACAAUGGCUGGAGUUAUGGCCAGAUCACUGCCAUUCUGCUGUGGGCUCCGUUCUUCUGGGGAAUAGCGAAGGAGACUUUCAGGCAUUUGAGAGAAAGAGAUCUAGUUGAUCAGAACGGGUCCGAGAUGCAGGCAAAGGGGAACCCAUCCGCGAACUCGGAUGUUGUGCCACCACCAUACACCCCGACUCCGAAGAAAGGCGACGCAACACUGCCUAUCUAG